AUGCUCCCUUCCUCUGUCCUCUUUUCGGUGUUGACCUUCUUGGCCGGCGCACAGGCAGCAACCAAGGAUCAGUGGCGUUCCCGGAGCGUAUACCAACUCCUCACCGACCGAUUCGCCCCUCCUACCCCUGACAAGCAAUGCGAUCUCCGGAGCUACUGCGGCGGGACAUGGCAGACCCUCAUCUCUCGGUUGGACUAUCUUCAGAACGCAGGUUUCGACGCCGUCUGGAUCUCACCGACCGGGCUGGGUUUGGAGGGUUUCACCAAAUGGGGCGAGAAUUACCACGGAUUCUGGACGGUCGACCCUUUCGCCCCCAAUCCCCACUAUGGCUCCGCUGCCGACCUCAAGGCGCUCUCGGCCGCUCUUCACGCUCGAGGGAUGUACCUCAUGGUCGAUAUCGCGGUCAACCACCUCGCUUCGACCGAUACGGACAUCUCGGACGCGGCGUUGGCGAGGAAAUCAGACGGGAAGCUGUUGUUCCAGAAGGAGAGCAAUUUCCAUCCUGCGUGCGGUAUCAACUGGGGCAACCAAGAAUCAGAGCAGAAGUGCUGGCUCGCGCAGGACGGAGUGGCGCUCAUGGAUCUCAAGACGGAGGACUCGGCGGUGGCCGAGUCUCUCAGGAAGAAGUUCGCGGCGUACAUGGCCGAAUAUGGGAUUGAUGGUGCACGGGUGGACGCGUCUAAGCACAUGACGAAGCAAUUCCAGCACGACUUCUGCUCUGGUGCGAACACCUUCUGCAUUGGAGAGGUGUAUGAUGACAGCACCGCCGUCGCUGCUGCAUACACCAAUGGCGACGGUAUUGACUCUGUGUUCGGCUUCGGAAUGAUGUGGGGCGCCGUCGACGUCUUUGCCAAAGACAAGCCUAUGUCAGCCCUCUCCCGCCGCGCCCAAGAAGCCAACUCCGAGUACGCCGACGCGACCCUCAUCGGCGCUAUCCUCGACAACCAUGAUCUGCCCCGUUUCAACUCGCUCGCCUCGGACAAGUCGAACGUCUACAACGCCAUGGCCCUUCAAUUCCUCUUUGGCGGUAUCCCCACCAUGUACUACGGCCUCGAACAGGACAUCUCGUUCGGCGCGCACGAUCCGGAGAACCGUGCCCCUCUCUGGCAGUACGGGAACUUCCAGACCGCCGGCGACAGUUACAAGCGGGUCGCAAGGUUGAACUUGAUCAGGAGGAAGAUGGGCGAGCUGGGCGGAUUCCAUGAGGUGAUAGGAAAGGAGGUGGGGGCGACGGAUGACGAUAUUGCGUUUGAGCGGAAUGGGGCGUUGUUGGUCUUGACCAAGCGUGGUGCUGGUCAGGGCGGCGACUGGACGAUCAAUAAAGCUGGCUUCCCAACCGAUGCCAAGCUCGUCGACCUUCUCUCCUGCUCUACCGCUGCCGCAGACCCCGAUGGCUCCCUCAAAGUCACCUUCAACAAUGGCUUCCCCUUCUUCUACGUCACCAAGGACAUUGCAGACCAGACUGAGAUUUGCGGGAAGAUACCUUCCAGCUCCUUUAGCUCCGCGUCAAGUUCUGCGUCACUAUCAGCUUCCGCCAGCUCAUCAAGCUCGGUCUCGGUGUCAGCCAGUGCAAGCACCUCGGUAUCGUCCUCGUCCGCCGGCGUGGCCUCCCCCUCGCCUGGUAGCCCGGUCGCAAGCUCAUCCUCCUCCCAGGUCAGUCAAGAUCCCGCCUCAACCUCUUGUCCACCCGGCUCCACCCCAAGCGCACCCAUCAAGGAAGGCUCAGCCGCAGAACCAGACCAGCCUCAGCCAGGACCAGAAGACCCCUCCCUGCCCCCAUCUUCCGAUCCCAACGGGCCCAACGACCCCAAUGCGGGAUAUCCAGCUGAACAGCCCCAGUCCUUGUCCUCCUCCGCGUCCGCAACCGCCACCAAAGAAGCAGCCAUCGGCUCCCCCUCUCAGCCCGGUAUCAACCCCAAACCGCCAGCCAGCUCCGGCUCGGGAAGCGGGAACGGAAACGGACAAGGAUCAGGACAGACGAGCGGCGCCUGUAAGCGCCGGAUCGUCCGUAAGAGGGGGAUGAGCAGUAAGUCUUCUCGUUCUUCUUCUGGUCUGGCUCGUUCUUCUUGA
Dioszegia hungarica is the source of this 2070-nucleotide messenger RNA. RefSeq names its product putative alpha-amylase AmyA. Bases 1 to 2070 code for a protein of 689 amino acids. Gene Ontology annotation, molecular function: calcium ion binding; alpha-amylase activity. NCBI's taxonomy places the organism in Eukaryota, Fungi, Basidiomycota, Tremellomycetes, Tremellales, Bulleribasidiaceae. Gene Ontology annotation, biological process: carbohydrate catabolic process. The transcript has 11 exons. The record is from RefSeq and is a predicted model, not a curated record.